Planococcus citri (citrus mealybug) is the source of this 2896-nucleotide messenger RNA. Its product is annotated as kelch-like protein 5. NCBI's taxonomy places the organism in Eukaryota, Metazoa, Arthropoda, Insecta, Hemiptera, Pseudococcidae. The coding region runs from base 389 to 2281 and encodes 630 amino acids. The record is from RefSeq and is a predicted model, not a curated record. Gene Ontology annotation, molecular function: protein binding. The transcript is spliced from 14 exons.
GAUCUUUUUCAAUUUUCGAAGCAAUUUUUUUUUACAAUUUUAACCUGAUUUAUGUACAGUUUAUGAUGUUAUACGCCCGAUUCUUAAGUGCUGUCUCCUGUCGGUGAUCACGUUCGCACAAGUUCUUAUCAUCUUUACAACGGUGGCAGAGAUUUGGCACAGCUUCAGCAUUACAAAUCGUGUACGAUAUUCGCAACUCGUGGCGUCUUUUGUUGGUGUUUGCUUUUUGCGUAUUUAUUAUAAAAUAAAAUUCAAUUCGACGUACUCUUUUGUCCGAAACAACACUUGAAUGUGUAUUAAGGUACGUAUAUUCAUUCGUGAGCUUUCAAAGUAUCUUUUCUUUUAUUAUAAGAUUACAGUGCUUUUCAUGUUUUGUUGAUAUUUUGACAUGUUUCGAACUGCACAUCAAUCUGCCAGCCACAGGAUGCCUUUGUACAGAAGCGAGAGUUCUGAAGACACUUUAAAGAACAGGAUGUCUUUGCAUAAAAGUGACAGCUCCGAAGAAAACAUCAAAACCAGCGAAUUAGCUUCCAUGAGAAGUAUUUCUGAUAGUUUAGCUAGCGUUUCAUCUAAAGAUGAAUCUUUCCGGUACUACAGACACGCCGAAGUGGGGUUUGGACGUUUGGAAACGUAUUUUUUACAAAAUCAACUGACUGAUGUGACACUGGUUGCUGGAGACAAAUCAAUAAAUGCUCACAAAGUUGUAUUGUGUGCAACGUCCGAUUACUUUGCUGCCAUGUUCACGACAAAUUUGAAAGAAUCUAGUCAAAGCGAGGUGAUUCUUCAUGAAAUGGAUGGCGAAAUAUUAUACAAAUUGAUCCUUUAUUGCUACACAGGCAAAAUCGAUUUACAUGAAGAUACAGUCGAAUCGAUGUUAGCUAUAGCAUCUAUUUUGCAGUUAGGAGAAGUUACUCGUGCUUGCUGUUCGUUUCUUAAAAAGCAAUUACAUCCGUCAAACUGUAUCGGAAUAUGUCUUUUUGCUGAUAGACAAGGCUGUGACGAUUUGAAAAAAGCUGCGCAGAAAUACACCGCGGACUAUUUCAUGGACGUGAUUCAAAAUCAAGAAUUUUUAGCACUUCCAGAAGAUGAAGUGUUUAAAUUACUUUCUUCCGAUGAUCUUAGUGUUCCUGCUGAAGAUGACAUUUUCAAAGCUUUAAUGAAAUGGGUUGAAUAUAACGAACCGAUUCGUUCAAAAAAUAUUGGUAAACUUCUAGGUGUUGUUAGACUACCUUUGUUGCAACCUUCGUUCAUAGCAGAUCACGUAGAAACUAAAGCUAUAUUGCGAAAUGACCCGAUAUGCCAAGGGCUGAUUAUGGAAGCAAUGAAAUAUCACCUACUACCCGAACGUAGACCACUGUUACAGAACACUCGUACACAUCCUCGCAAAUCUACCGUCGGUAGCUUAUACGCUGUUGGUGGUAUGGAUUCAUCUAAAGGCAGCACAACUAUUGAAGAAUAUAACGUCCGAGCCAACAAAUGGACUACUACGGGUACUAUGAGUGCUCGAAGAUUGCAAUUCGGCGCUGCUAUAUGCGAUUCAAAAAUGUACAUUGUUGGUGGUCGAGACGGUCUAAAAACCUUGAACACUGCUGAAUGUUUCGAUCUCAAAACGAUGACUUGGACAAAUAUGCCUUUGAUGUCAACGAGUCGACAUGGUUUAGGCUUGGCUGUAUUAGAAGGACCAUUGUAUGCUGUUGGCGGACACGAUGGUUGGAGUUAUUUGAACACUGUUGAGCGCUGGGACCCUGAUUUAAGGCAGUGGAGUUACGUUGCUCCUAUGUCAAUGGCUAGAUCUACUGCUGGUGUUGCAGUUUUAAACAACAAAUUAUAUGCGGUCGGUGGUCGAGACGGUAGUUCAUGUUUGAAAACCGUCGAACAAUACGAUCCGCAUACAAAUAAAUGGAGUUUGUGUGCUUCAAUGAUCAAACGACGUGGAGCAGUUGGUGUAGGUGUUCUGAAUGGAUACCUAUACGCAAUCGGUGGUCACGACGCUCCUGCUUCCAUUCCUUCUGCUUCAAGAUUUAGCUGUGUUGAACGAUAUGAUCCGAAAACUGAUACUUGGAAUGCUAUUGCGAAUAUGAGUGUCGCUCGUGAUUCCGUUGGCGUUGGUGUUCUAGGAGAUAGAUUAUAUGCUGUUGGUGGCUACGACGGACAAGUGUACUUGGCUUUGGUGGAAAUGUACGACCCGAAUACAAACGAAUGGCAGGAGGUUAGUUCUCUGAACACUGGACGUGCAGGAGUUUGCAUUGUCGCUGUGAAAUGUUUAACUAAAAAGGAUUAAAUCCAGUGUUUCUCAUUUUUCAUUUUAUUUAUAUAUAUAUUUUUUUCAUUUCAACUUUUAAAAAGUCCUGGUUUUUUAUUUCGAGUAUUUUGUAUUGUUUUUUUAUUAUUUUUGUUUUUCAUUGUUUUUUUUACAUAAAAAGCUUGAGAGGAUUUCUGCAGUUAACUUCGAAGCAAUAUUUGGUAACCUGAUUUUUUUUAUUAGGCCUACAUAUUGUGAUGAACACUUAAGUAAGAUUUUGAGUAGACUAGGAUCGUAACAAUCAUUUUGUAAGCAAUAAUUUUUUUUAUGAAAUAUUGUUUGUGAAGCUGGCAUUCAAUGCAAUAGCAAGUCAUAUUUCAAAUAUUUUUAGCUUUUAGUGAUUUAAUGUAGGUAUAAAACUAGAUGUAAUUUCAACUUUCUAUUUCGAAAUAUUUUAGACAGUAUUUAUUCAGAUUUAAGAAUUUUAUUCAUAGCUCAAUAGUAACUCAGUCAAUUGUGAAUAAUAUAGAGUCCCGAUGUUGUAAAUACGUUGAGCUAGGCUUGGUUUGGAAUCUUUCAAUUAUGUACCUGUAUGUUCCUGUUAUGUAUCGUAUCGUAUUUAAGUUUGUGAUAAAAUAAAUGUUAUUUGAUUUA